CGGACGGGCGAGGGGAGGCUCGGCCGGGGCCUGUGCAAGCUGUGGCUGGUGGUGGACUACCUGGUGUGCACCGCCUCUGUCUUCAACAUCGUCCUCAUCAGCUUCGACCGCUUCGUCUCCGUCACCAGGGCGGUGAAUUACAGGGCACAGAAAGGGAUGACAAGAAGUACAAUAUUGAAGAUGGUCGCUGUAUGGAUUGCUGCUUUUCUUCUCUAUGGUCCAGCCAUCCUCAGCUGGGAGCACAUUGCCCAAAAAAGCAUCCUCCCCGAAGGAGAAUGUCAUGCAGAGUUUUUCUAUAACUGGUAUUUCUUAAUGAUUGCAUCUACUAUUGAAUUCUUUGCACCUUUCAUUACUGUUACAUACUUCAACGUAAGUAUCUACCUCAAUAUCAGGAAGCGCACGUCUUUCAGAAGUGAAAACCUACCCCCCCGUCAAGAGGACUGCAAAAUGAAUUUCCAGGGGAAAAAAAGAGAACAUAGUAUAUUUUUUGUAAAACCUGCUAACACACACAAACAUGAAAAAAGAGCAAACAGCCUUUCUUGCCCUAAACCACAGGCUUUGAAGUUUAGCCUGCAUAAGCUUGAUAAUCACUCAUUAAAUACAAAUGUCAAUCAAGACUUUCCAGCACUUCAGGUGGAUGUCAAGCCCAAACCACACAGAAACAGUUUAUACAAAACCACAGAAAACAUAUGCAACACCACAAGCACAAGGGACAUUGCUAACACUAUGACAAGUAAAUUUAGACUGUCCCGGGAUAAAAGAGUGGCAAAGUCAUUAGCGAUUAUUGUCUGUGCGUUUGGUGUGUGCUGGGCUCCAUAUACACUCCUGAUGAUCAUCAGAGCAGCUUGCCAUGGGCAGUGUGUGCACUAUUCACUUUACGAGACUUCGUUUUGGCUUCUGUGGGUGAAUUCUGCCAUUAAUCCUGUUCUGUAUCCCCUGUGCCACAUGAGCUUCAGAAAAGCUUUUAUAAAGCUCCUGUGUCCAGGAAAAGCCAAAAUUCAUCCUCAUGUUUUUAUGUAA
Tinamus guttatus (white-throated tinamou) is the source of this 1020-nucleotide messenger RNA. Its product is annotated as histamine H3 receptor. NCBI's taxonomy places the organism in Eukaryota, Metazoa, Chordata, Aves, Tinamiformes, Tinamidae. The record is from RefSeq and is a predicted model, not a curated record. Gene Ontology annotation, molecular function: histamine receptor activity; G protein-coupled serotonin receptor activity; G protein-coupled acetylcholine receptor activity. Gene Ontology annotation, cellular component: dendrite; synapse; plasma membrane. Gene Ontology annotation, biological process: adenylate cyclase-inhibiting G protein-coupled acetylcholine receptor signaling pathway; G protein-coupled receptor signaling pathway, coupled to cyclic nucleotide second messenger; chemical synaptic transmission.